Messenger RNA from Myxocyprinus asiaticus (Chinese sucker), 4616 nucleotides. Its product is annotated as caveolae-associated protein 1-like. Bases 300 to 1670 code for a protein of 456 amino acids. Gene Ontology annotation, biological process: transcription initiation at RNA polymerase I promoter; termination of RNA polymerase I transcription. Gene Ontology annotation, cellular component: caveola; cytoplasm. Lineage: Eukaryota; Metazoa; Chordata; Actinopteri; Cypriniformes; Catostomidae. The record is from RefSeq and is a predicted model, not a curated record. Gene Ontology annotation, molecular function: rRNA primary transcript binding. The transcript has 2 exons.
GAGGGUUUCACAGGAAAGUGUGGCAUUCACAACCCAGCGCUCAUGCAGUACAGAGCCUCCACAACUGCCUGCCUGCACUGCAAAAACAAGAUCCCAGCACACGCUCAGAGAGAGAGAGAGAGAGAGAGAGAGAGUGCAGAUGUGGAGUGUGUGAAAGAGGAGGGAACAGUAAGGUGAACUCCAGAGGGAAAAUCUGAGAGCAGCAAUAGUAGAAAGGCAAGUAAGGACACAGAAGGACUUUCCACUGCUUGUAUCCUUUCACAUUCAACUUUUUUGCUAUAUUACACAAGCUUUGAAACAUGGAAGUGAUCGAAGAGGCCCAUUUGCACCUGGAGGUCCCAGAGCCAAACAAAUCCCUCACAGAGAUCUCUGAUGAUGAAAUCAACCUCCCUGCCUCUGAAGAUGAAGAUGAGGGCAUUGAGAACAAAGCCAAAGAGGGUGGUGAGAAAGGCGAGGCUGGUGAUGGAGACAAAGGUGAGAUGAAUGGAGUCAUUGUCCUGGCUCUACUAGAUAAGAUCAUUGGAGCCGUAGACCAGAUCCAGCAAACACAAUCCGGGCUUGAAGUCCGUCAACGGGAGAUGGAGAGAUCCGUGACAGGCAUCCAAGGGGAACUCACCAAACUGUCCAAGAGCCACACCACCACAGCCAACACGGUCAAUAAGAUGCUGGAGAAGGUGCGUAAGGUGAGCGUGAAUGUGAAGACGGUGCGAGGAAACCUGGAGAAACAAGCCGGGCAGAUCAAACGACUGGAGAGCAAUGAGAACGAGCUGCUGAAGAGGAGAAACUUCAAAGUCAUGAUCUACCAGGAUGAUGUAAAGGUACCUUCAAAAGUGAAUGUAGCCAAGUCUAUGAAGAUUUCAGAACCAGCAGAGCGAGAAGGGGAAUUAGAACUUAAAGUGGCUGCGGAAGAAGGAGGAGAGGACAAAGAAAAAGGACAUCUGGACCUGUCUUCUGAUGAAGAGGAGGUCGAAAUCGAGGAGACCAUUGAGGAAACGCGGGCAGAGCGUAUCAAACGCAGCAGUCUGCAACGUGUCCAAAACAUAAAAACCGCUUUCUCCAAGGAAAAGAUGGAGAAAACCAAGCAAAAGACGAAGGAGAACUUAGAGAAGACCAAACAGAAGACCAAAGACAACUUGGAAAAAACUCGUAUGAAGACCAAAGAGAACUUGGAGAAAACCAAACAGAAGACCCGAGAGAACCUGGAGAAAACCAAACAGAAGACCCGAGAGAACCUGGAGAAAACCCGUCACAACAUAGAAAAAAAGAUGGGCAAACUCAGCACUCGCAUGUCUGUGAACCCUGAGCGGAAGGAGAAGCUCAAGUCCUCGCAGAAGAAGGUGAUGAAAUCCUUCACACCUGACCACACCAUUUAUGCCCGCUCCAAAACGGCUGUCUACAAGGUGCCGCCAUUCACCUUCCACGUGAAGAAAAUCCGUGAGGGCGAAGUGGAGAUCCAGGGAACCGAGAUGGUGGAGGUAGGUGGGGACACAGAGGAGGUGGACAAUGCAAUGAAGGGAGGAGAAGAUGAGGAGAUGGAGAUGGAAGGUGGCGAGAUGGUGGAGGAGGACGAGGAGACAGAGGACAGCCCUGAGAUGCAGGCACUGCUGGAGAUGGGAGACGACUCGGAGCUGGUGUUGUUGGAAAAAGACCACGAUAGAGACAGCGAUUAGAGGAAAAAAACAUUGUCUACUUGUGUAUAUGUGUGUAUGUCUGUAUAAGGGUGCCUACACACUAAAGAAAACUCUGAUGGGGCAUUUUACAAAUAGGAAAGUGAAAGAUGCAUUUUAAGUGUGUGGAAACAGCUGGAUAAGUUUAAAAUCAAGUAGGAAUGUGGGUGGGGGGGUUCAUUGGCCCCCAAGAUUUUCCUUGUGCACCCCCAUAAACUUCUGACACCUCCCCAAUCGAGAAUGAAACACAAUCAAGGGGACCAACAUCCCCCACCCUGUCCCGUACGACUCCCCCUUGAGACAACCAGUUGACAACCAGUUGCCCAGCUCUGGGUGAACUGGAUUUUCCAAAAGAACCACUGGAUGUAUGACAGAGUCACUUUCACUAAUACUUGCAUUUUUCCUCUAUCCCCAUUAAAAUCAAUGGAUUCGCAGUGUUCUCAGACAUACUCUAGUGUGUAGGUGCCCUAAGUGUGUGUGCUACAUACUGCUGGUCCAGAUUUUGGAUGUUGCAGGGAAAAGUACAUGUGUCCAUUUGUGUGUGUAUGUGUGUGUUUGCAUCUUUUCUGGCAGCAAAAUUUUAAAAUGUAAGGUGACUCCAGUUAUUGGGUCUUUUCCUCAACCUAAUGAGCUUCCUUCGGAGGCAACAUUUUAAGACAUCAUAGGCAUGCUCCUGAAGCAAAGGCUGUUCCAAAAGGUAGGUAUCCUAAUUAUGAUGCUACCUUAGAAUUUGGCCAAAAUUAGUUAUAUGAUCAGGCAUCAUAUGUACUCUUCCCCAGGUAGGUGAUCCCAGAAUGCACCGUGAUGAGCGGUGAAAUAAAUUCAAGAUGCCGGUUGAAGAGAGAAAUUUGGAUUAUAUAUACUUAUAUUCCAUUCAGUACUGAAAAGUAUCUUUCAAAUUUUGUUUAAUAUCAUAGAAAACUGACAAUUUUACCCAAAAUGUGUUUGUAUUAUGCAUAUUUAUGCUCAUUAGAGGAUCACUAUAUUCCUCCCGCAUCAUUUGUAUUGAAAUCAGUUGCGUGUGGAGUCUCGCGUGCGCGUGUGAGCGCUAUUUGAUUGAUGCGCAGAGCUGCCGCCUAUGUAUAACUUCCAAAUCGCUCUCUUAUGAGACAUCAUGUCAAUAAGGAUGCUGCCAUAGAAGACAGCUGCCUGUGUAGGCAGGAGACAGCAAGGCAGCUCACUAAGUUUAAGAACAGACCAAGUAAAUUAGUUCCUCGUGAUAAAGGUGCACUCAGUAAUUUUUUCCCUUAUUAAAAAAAAGCUUUACACAGAAAGAAUUGAAUUGUAACUUGUGAUUUUUUUUUUUUUUUAAUCAUGUAUACUCGGUAGCCUUAUAUAAAGCAUCGACGGUGCUGGAGCCCUAUUGUAUUUGUACUGAUUAUAAUAUGCACUUAUGUUUUCUCUAAUAUCUUCACAACCGUAUGAGCUAGAAUCAACAUUUCUGAGUGCCAUUUUGAGUUUUCUGAAAAAUCUACUUUUUCUAGUUGAGGAGGAGUUAGAAAAUGUUUUUCGAAAAACUCAAAAUAGCUGACAGAAUACAUAAAAGUAACUAGAGGUCUUAGUAAUGACAUUUCUUUGCCCCUGACAGAUUUGUUCUUUCAAAUUGGGCAAUUCUGGUCAUUUUUGUCCACUUUUCCAAACUCAUUGCUGGUAUAUUUUUAAAUGUAGCGGGUUGCCUCACAGGGGCUAACUUAAGAUUAAUAUUACUUACUUUAUUGGACACUUUUGCUCACAAAAUAAAUGAAUCAUGGUAGACUUCAAAUAGUGCAUUUCUUCAGUGGCACUGGUAAUAAAAACCCAUGCUUUUGCAUGAUGCUGCAUGGAUACUGCUAAGUCCAGCACUACAUGAAAAAAUACUGAGUUCAACUUUAACCUUAUUUAAAUUGUUGGGCAAGGGGUGGGAAUUGGGCACGCUGACCAAUAAGAUGCAACAUUGGGCCAGAGGUCUCUGGAAACAUUAUUAGGUUAUUUAGAAUAAAUGAGACCAAUGACCAUGUGAUCAAAUGAACAACAGACUUGGAUAAGUGGUUCUAUCCAACUAGAAGAUGAUUUUAAUUCAUGCAAUAUUCUCACAUUUAGAGCAAGUCAACAGUCUAAACUUCACUUAUCAUAAAAGCUGGGGAAACAAAACAAGAUAUAUAUAUAUAUAUAUAUAUAUAUAUAUAUAUAUAUAUAUAUAUAUACACAUUGUAAUUUUAGGGUUGAAUAAUGUAACUUUUUCUUAAAACAGGCUGUCACAUCAAACAGAAUUUAAUACAUAAUUUUAUCCUCCUAAUGUUUUGCAAAUCAUCAAAAAUAUAAAAGUAUUUUUUUUAAUUAAAUAUACAGUAUACAGUAUAUUUAAUUGAACUUUGUUUUAAUUUUAUAUGUUUUAUAUUAUAUAUAAAAUUACCCAACUCUAGCUCUGCAGUCUUGCUUUAUUUUGCAAAAGUUCAGCAAAAAGGCAUCAGUGCUCAUAACACAUUUAAAACUACUGUUUGUGUAACAUUUGCAUGUCCCCUGGUGGACAUGUGUGCUAAUGUUGUAAUGGGCCAAUGAGUGGUGAGCCUUUGCCUGUCAUCUAUAGAUCGAAGAGCACAAACGUUCUUACAAAAUAGGUAUGAAUGGCAAAAAUCAUAUGUCCUGCAAGCACAAUCACAUGUACUGCCAGCAGCACGUCUUGAUCUGUACUUUAACCAAAUGAAUAUGAAUUACUGCUGUUACACCAAACAGACAUUUCUUAUGUUUCUCUGAUAUUUCCAGAGAGGUCCUUUACCAUUAUCUUCACUGCUCAGUUUGUAAAAUUUUAUAAUUGCUUCGUAGUCUUGCAAAACUCCUGUUUUACUUUAAGCAUAUUACCUUUGUUGUUGAAUAUUUGCUUGUGUAGCUGGUGAUGCAUAUUAAUACUCACUUGUAAUGUCACACUUCUUAACCACUAAUGUGUUAAUAAAAGCAGUCUGCUUCACAAUC